Lindgomyces ingoldianus is the source of this 1701-nucleotide messenger RNA. Its product is annotated as beta-xylosidase. The record is from RefSeq and is a predicted model, not a curated record. Gene Ontology annotation, biological process: carbohydrate metabolic process. Lineage: Eukaryota; Fungi; Ascomycota; Dothideomycetes; Pleosporales; Lindgomycetaceae. Gene Ontology annotation, molecular function: hydrolase activity, hydrolyzing O-glycosyl compounds. Bases 58 to 1680 code for a protein of 540 amino acids. The transcript has a single exon.
UUCUUCUUUAACAUUCACGAUUUCAUAUCCCUUGCUUUACUAUAAAAAAAAUCAACCAUGCCGCAAGUACUCAACCCCAUCCUCCCAGGCUUCAACCCCGACCCCUCCAUCAUCCGUGUCAAAAAUGACUACUACAUCGCCACCUCAACAUUCGAAUGGUAUCCUGGCGUUCAGAUUCAUCACUCGACCGAUCUGGCAAACUGGACUCUCAAAAUCCGCCCAUUAAAUCGAAAAUCCCAACUUGACAUGCGUGGCAAUCCCGACAGCUGCGGGAUCUGGGCGCCUUGUCUUUCGCACGACGGCGAGAAAUUCUGGCUCGUGUAUACUGAUGUUAAACGCAAAGAUGGGAGUUUUAAGGACACGCAUAAUUACAUCGUCACUGCGGAAAAGAUAGAAGGACCAUGGUCGGAUCCAGUGUACGUCAAUUCUUCGGGGUUCGAUCCGAGUCUUUUCCACGAUGAUGAUGGCAGGAAGUGGUUCUUGAAUAUGAUACAAGACCACCGAAGACGGCCCCGAUCCUUCGCUGGGAUUAGAAUUCAAGAGUUUGAUACCAGAGCUGGGACGCUAGUCGGCCCUACAAAGACCAUCUUCUACGGCACUGAUCUGGAUUUGGUCGAGGGUCCGCAUUUGUACAAGCGUAACGGCUGGUACUACCUCCUCACUGCCGAGGGUGGUACGGCGUACGAGCACGCAUGCACACUGGCGAGAUCAAGGGAAAUUUGGGGACCGUAUGAAUUGCAUCCGCAAAAGUAUAUCCUGACUUCCAAGGACGCGCCAUACGCUGCAUUGCAAAGAGCGGGACAUGGGGAUAUCAUUGAUACACCAGAUGGGAAGUCAUACUUAGUGCAUUUGACGGGUCGGCCCACAACACAUAAGCGAAGAUGUGUGCUAGGGCGUGAGACAGCAAUUCAGGAAGCGUAUUGGGGAGAGGAUGAUUGGCUGUAUGUCAAAAAUGGACCGGUGCCAUCGCUGAGUGUCGAAGUACCCGGAACGCGCGAUGACUCUGAGUACUGGGCUGAACAACGAUAUGUGUUCGACAAUUCGAAGGGUCUACAUCAUGACUUCCAAUGGCUCCGGACUCCAGAAACUUCGCGCAUCUUCAAAAUCGAAAACAACCAGCUCCAAUUGAUCGGGCGUGAAGCCAUCGGCUCCUGGUUUGAGCAAGCCCUCCUCGCACGUCGCCAAACACACUUCUCCUACGACGCCGAAACUGUCAUCGACUUCAGCCCAACCGACGAGCGACAAUUUGCCGGUCUAACAGCCUACUACUGCCGUUACAACUUCUUCUACCUAACUGUGACCGCGCACGCAGACGGCCAGCGGGAACUCCUAAUCCUGAGCUCUGAAGCCUCUUGGCCGGAAGGCCGGCUUAAUUUACCUCUCGCCGAACCGGUUAAGAUACCGAAUGAGGGCAAAGUAAAGCUCGGGCUGAGCAUCCGCGGCAAGGAGCUUCAGUUCUGGUAUGCACAUGGUGAAGGGAAGGACUUGCAGAAAAUCGGACCUGUGUACGACGCCUCGAUAUUGUCCGAUGAAUGUGGCGGCCACCAGGCUCAUGGGAGUUUUACGGGUGCGUUUGUGGGAUUGGCUUGUUCGGAUGUGAAUGGGACGGCAAUGACUGCUAAGUUUGAUUAUCUUGUUUAUCGACCUGUGAGGCAUGAGACGGACCGAUAUGAGAUCUAACGGCUUAAGAGAUGAAUGAAG